AUGGUAGAACGUUCGUGGCGCGUAACUGCGAAUGGUUAUGUCAAACAAGUAGUUGACGCUGGCAUGGAUUAUAUGAAGAAUGGAGGGGAUCCCCGGAUUGUCUUGAUUGCUGCAGUCGUUAUUCUUUUCAAUGCUCUACCAUUUAUUGCUUUUUUGAUUUUCGCUACGAUCUCAAGUGCGGUUAUUCUUGGCGCAGCAUUCCUGGCACUUUGUAAUGCUUUACUUUUGUGCGUUGAAUCGGGUUUGGCUGUUGCAAUUGGUACAAUUAUUUAUCUUCCAAUAUUAUUGUUUUGUACUGUCGCAGGUGUGGUAGUCGCAUCUUUCAUCAUACUAGUUUCAUGCUUUUUUGAAAAAAGAAACCCGACACCUGAUAGUACUACCGGUUCUAACCACGUGGAUUAG
Enterobius vermicularis (human pinworm) is the source of this 402-nucleotide messenger RNA. The record is from the annotation of a GenBank genome assembly. NCBI's taxonomy places the organism in Eukaryota, Metazoa, Nematoda, Chromadorea, Rhabditida, Oxyuridae.